Messenger RNA from Penicillium griseofulvum, 2526 nucleotides. Its product is annotated as RING-H2 finger protein. The record is from RefSeq and is a predicted model, not a curated record. Gene Ontology annotation, molecular function: ubiquitin protein ligase activity. Lineage: Eukaryota; Fungi; Ascomycota; Eurotiomycetes; Eurotiales; Aspergillaceae. The transcript has 3 exons. Gene Ontology annotation, biological process: protein ubiquitination. The coding region runs from base 1 to 2526 and encodes 841 amino acids.
AUGGGACAGUCCUCUUCUACGCAUCGUGAUCCAUCUAACACUGGCUAUCCGGCACACCUUGCCCCUUUCUCGAUGCAGCGUGGCCCUAACUCAAGGGAUGCAGAAGACAUGAAUCAUAGACAAGCGGCUGAACACAACGGAGAGGGUGGUUUCUCACCCCGGACAAACGUGAACACACACACAAGGAGCGAUCAAGAUAUGCCAUCCGACCGGCCAGGUCGGUUCUCCGCGGGGGGUUCGCAACCCAUGAGGAGUAUCGAGGAGGAGGACGGGGCCGGGUAUGAGCUCCCACCCCGCGAAUACCGCACUGCAGCAUUUGCCCGAAUGGCAGCACGAAGACAAUCGACCAUGUCAAGGUUAGGCUCUAGGCUUCUUCCCAACUCAGUCAUUCGUGGACUUCUCAACAGUCAGGAAGAAACCCCGGCGGAGGGACAUGCGCAUCGACAUGGCCUAAUUCAUAUGCCCAUCCCAAGAUCCGAAACCGCUCACACAUCCGGUCGUUUUAGUGCGUUCAACUCACUCAGCUCCAGAGGAAUUACUCGGCGCCGAUCUGCUCAUGCUCCAUAUUUUAUUCCACCCCGCUCGGAGGCUGGUGGAAUUCCAGAUGCACCAGCAAACCCGACCUAUAUCGACUCGUCAUCUCAAAUACCCGAACCCUCAAGAGCAUCCUGGCGUCGAAGUGUCAGGCUACAACGCAUGCGCCAUUCGAUUUCAUCUCCCAUUUCACACAUGUUCGGUCAGCCACACUCAGAUUUGCAACCCCACGAAAGCCCGGAAUAUCCAAUGUCAGAUCCCUUAUUUGACGAUAGGGCCAUGGACACGCGUCUAGACUUCGGCGAGCCACCUCAUGAACUUGAUUCUGUAGAACCGGCCGUCCAGACUGGGGAGCCGGUAACUGAUUCAUCCCCUACCCAGCCAAGUCCUGCUUUGAUGCGCCGAUUGCCUGGGAUCAUCCGAGCGAGAUCAUCCAGAGUCAUGCGACGAGAGGAGCAAACACCUCUGUCAAGAGUUCUUCAGCUCGCCGCAUCCGCAAUUGCAGCUCAGCUAUCCGGCACUGCCGGCCCUGCGUUGCCUAAUAUCCAGGCAUUGGGCAAUGAUGGGUUAGAUGGCUCUUUGGAGAACUUCAUCCAGAGUUUGCAGCAUGCGACUUCUGCCCAGGCUCAACCGACUACAACAGGGGAGGGGCCGAGCACUGCUGCCAAUGAGGUACCCCCACAUCCCGUCAAUUUCUUGCGUGUGUUCAGAUUUGCCAAUUCAGAAUCACCUACGAACCCAGGCGCCUCCGGACAGAGCGCGAAUGGCGACCAGGGGACCCAGACCGAUGGAAUGGACGUCGACGAGCCUGCCGAAGGCGAAGGACGAACAGUAACAUUGGUUGUCGUUGGGGUUCGAUCCGUCCCGGCUGGAAACGGAGGUAAUACCGAGCAACAACAGCCUGCAAGUCCAGGCCCCGGCCUAGAUGCUCUGCUCGGCCUACCCUUUUUGCCGCCCAAUACUAAUCCACGGCCUCAAGAUGCCACUGGCGACCCUGCCCAACGGGGUGAUGUACGAUCCAGAUUGCACCUUCCGCGGCAGCCAGGCCAUGCAGGGCUACACUCUCCCGCCGGAACUACAGAAUUCCCACGCCCAUCAGUGCCCAAUGCCUUUAGAAGAAUGUCUGAUACCGGGCCACGUGCUGCAUUCCCAUCCUAUCAUCCCUCUGGGUUUUCCGAAAGUCCGCCAGGCCCGCACCCGCCUCCAUCAACCCCAGCAGAACAAGGCGUGUCCGCUUUAUCCUCCGGCACUUCCACUCCGAGCCGUAGACCGUCCUCUGCUUCAGCAAUUCCCCCAGAUGUUCUACCCCAUCUCCAUGAAGGCCAGGCAAUGCAGCCGCCGGCGGAGACAUUGGGAGAGCCUAUGGCAUUCAAUACCGCUCGUCAGCGACGCCGAAGCGAUUCUGAGUACGCCCGUCAUCGGGCCCUCGGCUCUGGUGCUGUUCGACGCAAUGGCAUGGUCGAGCCCGAUCAACCCCCACCAAGCGGAGGUCGCAGUUGGUUAAUCUAUGUUGUUGGGACUAAUCUCUCUGAAAAUCACCCGGCUCUGACGACACCAAGCCUGUUCACCGAUAACCCAACCUAUGAAGAUAUGAUCCUUCUUUCGUCACUGCUAGGUCCAGCCAAACCCCCCGUUGCCUCUCAAACCGACGUCAACUCCGCCGGCGGACUAUUCCGUCUUGUUGAAUAUGCAGGCUCAUUGGUCGCCGAAGCUGUGGAGGGCACCAGCACCAUUCAAAUCCAAGACGGGGAGCGCUGUUUGAUCUGCUUGAGUGAUUAUGAGGUGGCCGAAGAAGUUCGAGAGCUGGGAAAAUGCAAGCAUGUCUUCCACAAGGACUGCAUAGACCAGUGGUUAACCACUGGGAGAAACUCUUGUCCUCUGUGCCGAGGUCAAGGCGUCAACGAAACCCCCAGCAACGACUCCAACACCGACAACCCGGCACCCAAUACUGCUCCUCCCCCUGCUCCAACUGCAGAUGGCACAGCCGUCUGA